This is a messenger RNA of Myotis myotis, 1930 nucleotides long. It is a transcript of the gene HEXD, whose product is annotated as hexosaminidase D. NCBI's taxonomy places the organism in Eukaryota, Metazoa, Chordata, Mammalia, Chiroptera, Vespertilionidae. Gene Ontology annotation, molecular function: hexosaminidase activity. Gene Ontology annotation, biological process: carbohydrate metabolic process. The transcript is spliced from 13 exons. The record is from RefSeq and is a predicted model, not a curated record. The coding region runs from base 196 to 1788 and encodes 530 amino acids.
CCGGCACAUGGUGCUCAGCAGGGGACCCGCAGGCCCUCUGGGUCGGGACUGAGUCGGAACCAGCCCUGUCGAGGCACCUAGGAUUCUGGAUAAGCCGAGUUAGCAAUGAGGCUCAUUCAUGAGAAGUGAGUCUGAGGAAGGAAGAAGGGCCGGGACAAGAGGUCUUUGUCGUGUGACUUCCCCCAAGACGGCGAGAUGUCGGGCUCCUCGCCGUUCAAGAUGCGGUUUGUGCACCUGGACCUUAAAGGAGCCCCGCCGAAGGUCUCGUACCUCUCGGAGAUCUUCCCGCUGUUCCAUGCCCUGGGCGCCAACGGCCUCCUCAUCGAGUACGAAGACACGUUUCCCUACGAGGGUCCCCUGAAGCUGCUGAGGGCCCCGCAUGCGUACAGCCCCAGUGAGGUCACGGAGGUCCUGCGUCUGGCCGCCGCGCACGAGCUCGAGGUGGUCCCCUUGGUGCAGACGUUCGGGCACAUGGAGUUUGUGCUGAAGCAUGAGGCUCUCGCCCACCUCCGAGAAGUGGCGCUUUUCCCCAACACCCUGAACCCGCACGAGGCGGAGUCGCUGGCGCUGGUGGGAGCCAUGGUCGACCAGGUGCUGGAGCUGCACCCGGGAGCCCGGUGGCUCCACAUCGGCUGCGACGAGGUCUAUUACCUCGGGGAGGGCGAGGCCUCGAGGCAGUGGCUGCAGCAGGAGCAGAACACCACGGCCACGCUGUGUCUGUCCCACAUGAGGGCCGUGGCCAGCCACGUGCAGGCCCGGCACCCGGCCACGACGCCACUGGUGUGGGACGACAUGCUGCGGGACAUCCCUGAAGACCAGCUGUCAGCGUCUGGGGUGCCGCAGCUGGUGGAGCCAGUGCUCUGGGACUACGGGGCCGACCUGGACGUGCAGGGCAAGGCCCUCCUCAUGGAGAAGUACCGGCAGUGCGGCUUCCCCCGGCUGUGGGCCGCCAGCGCCUUCAAGGGGGCCACGGGGCCGAGCCAGGCCCUGCCCCCCAUCGAGCACCACCUCCGGAACAACCUGCAGUGGCUGCAGGUGGCGGCCCAAGGGCGGAAGGACACACUGCAGGGCAUCAUCCUGACUGGCUGGCAGAGGUACGACCACUUCUCUGUGCUGUGUGAGCUGCUGCCCGUGGGCAUCCCGUCGCUGGCCGUUUGCCUGCAGUCGCUCCUACACGGAGGCUUCACUGAGGACGUGAGGGCACGCGUGCAGCACCUGCUUGGGAUCUCGAGCCUGGAAAUCGCCGGCGUCCUGAGCGAGGGGACCGGCUCCUUCCCUGGCAGUGACAUCCUGGCCCUCGUCAUCCAAGUCAGCCUGCACCUGCGCAGCUCUGUGGACGAGAUGCUGCAGAUGGACAGGUACGUGACAGGCUGGUUCAGCCCCUACCACCGCAGGCGGAAGCUCAUCCACCCGGUCAUGAUCCAGCACAUCCAGCCCCAGGCGCUCAGCGUGUUGCACGGAUGGGUAAACCGAGGCAUGGACUGCUCCGAUGCGCGGGAUCCUCACGGCUGCCGGGCUCUCAGUCUCCUGGGCAGGUGGAGCGGCCUCGCGCAGGAGCUGGCGGCCGCCCUGCGCCGCGUCUUCCCCGAGGGCACCGUGGAGGAGUGGCUGCAGGAGAACGUGCACCCCAGCUUGGGGCAGCUGCAGGCGCUGCUGCAGGACCUUGAGGCCGCCAGCCCCCCACCCCCACCAGCCAGCCCCGGCCCCGCGCAGGCCAGGGCCCCUGAGGACAUGGGGGCACACCCCGUCCCGUCCAGCUCUGUCUGCCCAACACUCGCCUCCUGCUGAGCCCAGGACACCAGGCAGCAGGCCCCUCGGCGCAGGUGGUCAUGGGGAGAAGGGGCUGAGACGGGAGGAGACGCCCGUAGGACCUGUUCACUGAUCUGCACGCAGAACUUUAAUUCUCGUGAAAUAAAGAGAGUAGAAGCUA